GGCAAGAAAAGAUUUCGUCCUCCCUCUCUCUACUGGUAUGGAGUCUGACACUGAAGCCUCUCUCCUCUCUCUCUCUAAAAUGGUAUGAGCACAUCGGGUGCAACAUCUAUGUACAGUGGCCGCAGUUCUCCUCUAUCUGAAGCACGUUUCUCUUUCUCUCUCAAACUAAAGCCCUGUAAGCAGACCUCUUUCUCCAUCUAAAACACAUUCUCUCUCUAAAGCACUGGGAGAAAGAAUGGCGGAAAAGCCCAUUUACAAAGAUCCACAGCAAGCAAUAGAAGAGAGAGUGAAAGAUCUAUUGUUACGGAUGACCAUUGCUGAGAAAGUGGGGCAGAUGACCCAGAUCGAACGCUCAGUAGUCACCCUCGACGCCAUGAAGAACCAAUUCAUUGGGAGCAUUCUUAAUGCUGGAGGCAGUACCCCAAGAUCAGGGGCCUCAGCUGAAGAAUGGGCAGACAUGGUAGAUGGUUUCCAAAGAUGGGCACUUGAAUCUCGGCUCUCCAUACCGGUCCUCUAUGGUACUGAUGCGGUCCAUGGCCAUAAUAACUGUUAUGGAGCCACCAUCUUUCCCCAUAACAUUGGCCUUGGAGCCACAAGAGAUCCAAAUCUAGUUCAAAAAAUUGGGGAAGCAACUGCCAUUGAAGUUCGUGCAACAGGGAUCCCCUAUACAUUUGCUCCAUGUGUUGCUGUUUCCAGAGAUCCAAGAUGGGGAAGAUGCUAUGAGAGUUACAGUGAAGACACUGAAACAGUGAGGAAGAUGACCACCAUUGUUCAAGGGUUGCAAGGAUCACCACCCCAAAGCCACCCUAAAGGCUAUCCUUUUCUUGCAAGCAGAAAAAAUGUGAUCGCUUGCAUGAAGCAUUUUAUAGGGGAUGGAGGGACAAAAGGAGGAAUCAAUGAAGGCAACACCGUAGGAAGCUUUGAUGAGCUUCACAGUGUUCACUUGAAGCCUUUUCUAGAUUGCCUGGAUCAGGGGGUCUGCACUGCAAUGGCCUCUUAUUCAAGCUGGAACUCCAUGAUGCUGCAUUCUCACCAUUUUCUCCUCACCCAAGUUCUGAAACAUCAAUUGGGUUUCAAGGGCUUUGUGAUCUCGGAUUGGGAAGGUAUUGACAGGUUAUGUCAACCUCAAGGCUCAGACUAUCGCUUCUGCAUAUCAGCAUCCAUAAAUGCUGGAAUAGAUAUGGUUAUGGUGCCGCAUGAUUUCCAGAAAUUCAUAGGCGACUUGACAUUUCUAGUGGAAUCAGGGGAGAUUUCGAUGACCAGAAUUGAUGAUGCAGUAGAGAGAAUUCUUCGGGUUAAAUUUGUUGGAGGACUAUUUGAGCACCCCUUUACAGAUAGAUCCCUGCUAAAUUUAGUGGGAUGCAAGAUGCAUAGAGAAUUGGCCCGAGAAGCUGUUAGAAAAUCUCUUGUUCUUCUGAAGAAUGGGAAGAACCCAAAUAAGCCUUUUCUUCCUCUCUCUAAGAACGGUGGAAGAAUUUUAGUUGGUGGUGAACAUGCUCACAAUCUCGGGUAUCAAUGCGGAGGAUGGACUAUCACAUGGUAUGGAAUUGGCGGCCAAAUUACACAAGGGACCACCAUCUUGGAAGCCAUUAAAGCAGCAGUUGGGAUGAACACAGCGGUAAUAUAUGAAGAGAACCCAACUGAAACCUCAUUCAAAACCCAAGAGUUCUCAUCAGCAAUUGUGGUCGUAGGUGAGAAACCCUAUGCGGAAUUCUUGGGUGAUGACCCGAAGCUUGAACUCUCACCCAAAGCUAUAGAAACGAUAGAGCUCGUGUGUUCAAAAGUCCCCACGCUUGUGAUUCUUUUAUCAGGUAGGCCUCUCAUCGUGGAGCCAUUAAUCGAGAAAAUGGAGGCUUUUGUAGCUGCCUGGUUGCCUGGUAGUGAGGGUGCUGGAGUUGCUGAUGUCAUAUUUGGAGGUUAUGAGUUUCAUGGCUGCUUGCCAAGAACAUGGUUCAAGAGAGUGGAUCAACUUCCCAUGAAUGUGGGGGACUCAAAUUAUGAUCCUUUAUUUCCCUUUGGGUUUGGGCUCAAAAUGAAUCUGAAAAACCAAUAGUUGAUAUUGGGGUAUGACAAGCAAUAAUCAUCUCUCUCUCUCUCUCUCUCUCUCUCUGUUUUUGUCUAUCUAUGUGUACAUUUGGUCUCAAAAUGAAAAAGUGUACUUGAUGUUGGGUUGCGA
This is a messenger RNA of Amborella trichopoda, 2176 nucleotides long. RefSeq lists its product as uncharacterized. Gene Ontology annotation, molecular function: beta-glucosidase activity. Lineage: Eukaryota; Viridiplantae; Streptophyta; Magnoliopsida; Amborellales; Amborellaceae. The record is from RefSeq and is a predicted model, not a curated record. Gene Ontology annotation, biological process: glucan catabolic process.